GGCCGCCCAGGGACUUUGAACAUGUCGAGGAUCGCCCUCAGCAGACUUGCCCAGGAGAGAAAAGCUUGGAGGAAGGACUAUCCCUUUGGCUUUGUGGCUGUCCCAAUUAAGAAGCCAGAUGGCAUGAGGAACCUGAUGAACUGGGAAUGUGCCAUCCCAGGAAAGAAGGGAACUCCAUGGGAAGGAGGCUUGUUCAAGCUGCAGAUGCUCUUCAAAGGUGACUAUCCAUCCUCACCACCAAAAUGUAAAUUUGAGCUAUUGCUAUUUCACCUGAAUGUGUACCCUUCUGGUACAGUUUAUCUGUCCAUCCUGGAGGAGGACAAGGACUGCAGGCCAGCCAUCAGGAUGAAGCAGAUUUUAUCAGGAAUACAGGAACUUCUAAGUGAAUCAAACAUCCAAGACCCUGCUCAAGCAGAGGCCUACACGAUUUACUGCCAAAACAGAGUGGAAUAUGAGAAAAGGGUUCGAGCACAACCCAAGAAGUUUGCACCCUCAUAGACAGAGACCCUGUGGCAUC
Messenger RNA from Marmota flaviventris (yellow-bellied marmot), 517 nucleotides. The record is from RefSeq and is a predicted model, not a curated record. Lineage: Eukaryota; Metazoa; Chordata; Mammalia; Rodentia; Sciuridae.